GUCCCACUCUGCACUUGAGCUGCACUACUAUAACGCAGAGAAGAGCCGCUAGAGUAGCUUCUGUUCAAAUCGCGUGCAUGCCCCAACAUCAGACGCUGGACUAAGCAUGACCUGCGAAAUAUGAGAAUAUGAAUAUGUCUAGGAAGUCAGGAGUCAGGACGCCUGUGGUGGCUGGUUAUCAGACUGCCUGAUGUCGGCGCCCAAAACUGGUGUAUUAAGAGGCCCGCGGGGACCAAUCACAGCAACAUCUUCCAAAUCCACGCGUCAAGCCCCGCCCUCGGACAGCUCCGCCCACGCGCCUUCCCGGAAUCCUCUGGGGCGACUCCCGCUGCGGCCAUCUCCACUGUGGGCAGCCGCCGGGAUCCUGCUGCUACUGGAGUCCUGCGCCCGAGCUUGCGCGUUGUCUUUCUGCCCUGGCGAUCACCGCGCGGUCGCUGGGUGCAGAGGCAGGUGGUCGAUAGCAGCCACGAUGACCCAGGCAGAGAAGGGGGACGCGGAGAACGGGAAGGAGAAGGGCGGGGAGAAGGAGAAGGAGCAACGCGGUGUGAAGCGGCCCAUCGUGCCCGCGCUGGUACCAGAGUCGCUGCAGGAGCAAAUUCAGAGCAACUUCAUUGUUGUCAUACAUCCUGGUUCAACAACGCUAAGGAUUGGUCGAGCCACAGACACACUUCCGGCGAGCAUUCCUCAUGUCAUCGCACGAAGGCACAAACAGCAAGGACAGCCCCUAUACAAGGACAGCUGGCUUCUAAGGGAGGGUCUGAACAAACCAGAAAGUAAUGAACAAAGACAAAAUGGCCUUAAAAUGGUGGAUCAAGCAAUAUGGUCCAAAAAGAUGUCAAAUGGUACAAGACGGAUCCCUGUAUCCCCUGAACAGGCACGGUCCUAUAACAAGCAGAUGCGACCUGCCGUUUUGGAUCACUGUUCUGGAAAUAAGUGGACAAAUACCUCUCAUCACCCUGAGUAUUUGGUAGGAGAAGAGGCCUUGUAUGUUAAUCCAUUGGAUUGUUACAAUAUUCACUGGCCUAUCAGAAGAGGCCAGUUAAAUAUUCACCCAGGACCAGGGGGCUCCCUUACAGCUGUUCUGGCAGAUAUUGAAGUAAUAUGGUCUCAUGCAAUACAGAAGUACCUGGAAAUCCCACUGAAAGACUUAAAGUAUUACAGAUGUAUCUUGUUAAUUCCUGAUAUCUAUAAUAAACAACAUGUGAAAGAACUAGUCAAUAUGAUACUCAUGAAGAUGGGUUUCUCAGGGAUUGUGGUCCAUCAGGAGUCCGUGUGUGCCACCUUUGGGAGUGGCUUAAGCAGUACAUGCAUUGUAGACGUUGGGGACCAGAAGACAAGCGUAUGCUGUGUGGAGGAUGGGGUGUCUCAUAGGAACACUCGGCUCUGUCUGGCAUAUGGAGGAUCUGACGUGUCCAGAUGUUUUUACUGGCUAAUGCAGCGGGCUGGGUUCCCGUACAGAGAAUGCCAACUCACAAACAAAAUGGAUUGCCUUCUUCUGCAGCACCUUAAAGAAACUUUUUGUCACUUAGAUCAGGACAUCUCUGGGCUUCAGGACCAUGAGUUUCAGAUUCGACAUCCAGACUCUCCUGCCUUGCUAUACCAGUUUCGCUUAGGAGAUGAAAAACUCCAGGCUCCCAUGGCUUUGUUUUAUCCAGCAACCUUUGGAAUAGUUGGACAAAAAAUGACAACUUUGCAGCACAGAUCCCAGGGCGACCCCGAGGAUCCUCAUGACGAGCAUUACCUGCUGGCCACGCAGAGCAAGCAGGAGCAGUCUGCAAAAGCGACUGCUGACCGCAAGUCUGCAUCCAAACCCAUUGGAUUUGAAGGAGAUCUUCGUGGCCAGUCCUCGGAUCUUCCAGAAAGGCUCCAUGCCCAGGAGGUGGACUUGGGGUCCUCCCAGGCAGACUGCCUGAUGGCCGGCAAUGAUUCUGAGGAGGCCCUCACUGCACUGAUGUCGAGGAAGACUGCCAUCUCGCUGUUUGAAGGGAAAGCCCUGGGCCUCGAUAAAGCCAUCCUCCAUAGCAUAGACUGCUGUUCAUCAGACGAUACCAAGAAGAAGAUGUACAGCUCCAUCCUGGUGGUGGGAGGUGGUCUGAUGUUUCACAAAGCUCAGGAAUUUCUGCAGCACAGAAUCCUCAACAAAAUGCCACCUUCCUUCCGGCGAAUUAUUGAAAACGUGGAUGUGAUCACACGGCCCAAGGACAUGGAUCCACGGCUGAUCGCGUGGAAGGGCGGGGCGGUGCUGGCCUGCUUGGACACGACGCAGGAGCUGUGGAUCUACCAGCGAGAGUGGCAGCGCUUCGGCGUGCGCAUGCUGCGGGAGCGGGCGGCCUUCGUGUGGUGAGGCUGCAGAGAGGUGCUGCCGGAGACCAGAGCCCCGGGAUAGAAGGCUCACACGGAACAUGCGCAUUUGAACUUACUGACCUAGAUGCCUGUAUUUCCCGGAAAAUAAAUGAAUUUCAACUUUG
Messenger RNA from Tupaia belangeri chinensis (Chinese tree shrew), 2468 nucleotides. It is a transcript of the gene ACTR8, whose product is annotated as actin related protein 8. The record is from RefSeq and is a predicted model, not a curated record. Bases 191 to 2344 code for a protein of 717 amino acids. The transcript has 13 exons. Lineage: Eukaryota; Metazoa; Chordata; Mammalia; Scandentia; Tupaiidae.